This is a messenger RNA of Notothenia coriiceps (black rockcod), 1086 nucleotides long. It is a transcript of the gene mlnr, whose product is annotated as motilin receptor. The coding region runs from base 1 to 1086 and encodes 361 amino acids. Gene Ontology annotation, molecular function: G protein-coupled peptide receptor activity. NCBI's taxonomy places the organism in Eukaryota, Metazoa, Chordata, Actinopteri, Perciformes, Nototheniidae. The transcript has 2 exons. The record is from RefSeq and is a predicted model, not a curated record. Gene Ontology annotation, cellular component: plasma membrane. Gene Ontology annotation, biological process: G protein-coupled receptor signaling pathway.
AUGCCCUGGACCAGACCCCAGGUGGACCUUAAUGCGGGGGGAGCAGAGGCCAUGGACCAGUUGAACAUAGACGACCAUCACUACGAGGGCUCCCUCUUCCCCACCUCCACCCUCAUCCCUGUCACCGUCAUCUGCAUCCUCAUCUUCAUCAUCGGGGUUACCGGCAACACAAUGACCAUCCUCAUCAUCCAGCACUUCAAGGACAUGAAGACAACCACCAACCUCUACCUGUCCAGCAUGGCGGUGUCCGACCUCAUCAUCUUCCUCUGCCUGCCCUUUGACCUUUACCGUCUGUGGAAGUACGUGCCCUGGCUUUUCGGGGAGGUGGUGUGCCGCUUCUAUCACUACAUCUUCGAAGGCUGCACCUCGGCCACCAUCCUGCACAUCACGGCCCUGAGCAUCGAGCGCUACCUGGCCAUCAGUUUCCCCCUCAGGAGCAAGGUGUCCCGACGCAGGGUCCAGUACAUCAUCUUCGCCCUGUGGGUCUUUGCCCUGGUGUCCGCCGCUCCAACGCUCUUCCUCGUUGGGGUGGAGUAUGACAACGACACACACCCGGACUACAACACAGGGCAGUGCAAGCACAGCAACUAUGCCAUCAGUUCUGGGCAGCUGCACAUCAUGCUCUGGGUGUCCACCACCUACUUUUUCUGCCCCAUGCUCUGCCUCAUCUUCCUCUAUGGCUCCAUCGGAUGCAAGUUGUGGAAAAGCCAAAUGGACCUGCAAGGCCCCUGCGCUUUGGCCCGAGAGCGGUCUCACAGGCAAACAGUCAAGAUCCUGGUGGUGGUGGUGCUGGCCUUCAUCAUCUGCUGGCUGCCCUAUCACAUUGGCAGGAACCUGUUUGCCCAGGUGGACGACUACGAGACGGCCAUGUUGAGCCAGAACUUCAACAUGGCCUCCAUGGUGCUGUGCUACCUCAGCGCCUCCAUCAACCCCGUCGUCUACAACCUCAUGUCCCGGAAGUACCGGGCCGCGGCCAAACGCCUGUUCCUGCUUCACCAGCGGCAAAUACAAGCCCGCCGCGGCCAGAGGGAGCUCAGCGUGAUCGACCACAUCUCCACCCUGAAUGAGAGCCUGACUGGGGUCUGA